UGUCUAGAUUUAAAAAAUGAAAAAUCUGUACCUUUUUCUUUUCAUUAUUGAAUGUGGCUGCAACAUUUUGGCAUUACAGAAUUCAUCAGUCUCUCUGACUGUUGAAGGAGGAGUGAGUCUGGUUGGUGAACACUGUCCUGGAACUGUCAGACUGUUCUGUGAAGGAGUGAACCUUGUCCAGCUUCGAUGGAUAUACAACGGGAAUAAUUUUAUUUGUAGUUUUGUAUCUGAUUCAGAUAUAUCUUCUACACCUAUCCAGUUAUCAUCCUACCCUGCAUUUCUGUCUGUGCAGCUCACAAAUGUUUCUUCUCAGUUUUUAGCUCGAGGGCAGACACAUUUUUCUUCAGUCCUAACAGUAGAUGUGGAGCAACUGCAGACACAAGGGAUUAUUGACAUCUCAUGCGGAGAUGUUAUCACCUUUGAGACUAUACAAGUGGACCCUAUAAUUACCCAAGAAACAACUCCUGACAAUCCUAAAGUAUCUUCGAUCAGUGCUUGCUACCAUUCUGGUCUACUAAACAGCUUGCAAAUAUCAUGGAUCAAACUGCAACCUGCUUGUCCUGAACACAUGCUAGAAUCAAUAGUAUAUAUAGUUGGCUUAACAGGAUCUCAAUCCAUUCAAGUCAAUUACAGCACAUGUGGGAGUCUGUUUUGCAUAGGAAUCUUUGAAAACAUUGCACGUAAUAUUGAGGAUCGUGAACACAACUUAACGCUCGUGCUCACAAAUACACAUCCAUCAGGUGAUUCACAAAUCAUAGAUUCGUACAAAACAGUGAAAUAUAUAGCUCGUAACAGUGACUACUACUUCUCUAUUACACAUACAUACGAUGGUUGCAAAUUGAGAGGAUUUUGUACAUCACCACUGAGCGCAUCAACAAUCGCCUUUUGUUCCGUUGUUUAUCUAAACAGUUUAUACGAAAUUUUACUUCGGAUAAAUGCUAGUCUUGAUGAGCAAUACACCUUAACAUCAACAAAUAUUAAUUUUUACGAAGCCUGGGUAGAAAUCAAUGAUUCAGAAGUUGAUCAAGUUAGUAAUAGGAGAAAUUUCACUAUUGAACCUAGUUAUCCCGAGAUUUUGAGUGUUGUUGUCUUGUACUCAAACAGAGGAGAGUUGAAAGUAAUUCAAGUUGAUUGGGUUAACGUUGCCUCUGUGUGUGGUUACAGCCCAAUACAAUAUGAUCUGAGUAUCAGAUACAAUGAGAUGGAAAUACUAUUGACAGCUGAAAUCCAAUCAAAUGAGUGCAUGUCAGCAAUAUGCACUGCAAAGAUUGUUAUUGCUACAGAAUUCUUAACUACCAGUCUCAGGAUUUUCCUAACAGCAACUAACAGUGGAGGCACAAGUACACAUGAAUUCAUCAGUCCUAUUCAUCAAUUCAGUGCACUGUACUAUCGACCCAGUAUUAAGUUUCUAAACUGUGCAGCUUUGCAAAUUAACUGCUUUAGCUCAAUAAGAGUACGAAAUGAUACACACUGUGUAAGCAACUACUAUGGAGGAGAUCCAUUGUACCAGCAAAUUCAGUCAACUCAGGACCUCAUUUCUAAUAAUGUUUUAACAUUGCAAGAGACCACCACAUCACACUAUUUCCUUCUGAAAUGGAACGUUAGUGACACACUGCAGUUGCAAGAAGAAUUCGUGUACAACACCCGUCAUAUAUGCUCACAAGGAAUGGACGAAUUUGUUACUACAACUAUGAAUGGAAUUGUCUUUAGUAAAGAAAUAAUUAUUGGUAUUUCAAUUGGGUUAACAAGCUUGGUCUGUCUUUUGUUGACAGCCAUAAUUGUGGUUAUUGCUGUGGUACUUAAACGACAGAAGAUAAGUGGAAACAAGACAAUCAGCAACGAUACUGGUAUCUCCAUGGUGAUCAAUAAUUCAGAGAGGAGUCCGAGCCCUGUGUAUGAAGAGAUUGACGAGUUACGUUUCAAACAAAUCGAAGUGAAUAGAAAUGAAGCAUAUGCACGCUAUACUCAAGAGGCUGUGUACUACAAUACUCGCUCCUAAUUUAAUUAGUGUAGUAACAGUAAACAAUCAACUUAUAACUCUCACUAACUUUCGAUGCUAUUAUAAUCAAAUUAUAUUGACUGUGUGGAUCCAGUUUACACAACAUUAUUUAGUCCCAAAUUAUCUGUGCUAUAGCCCUCUGAUUGUUUCCACAAACAGCUACAUUUAACACCAUGCAUAGUUCAGCAUUGUAUAUA
This is a messenger RNA of Halichondria panicea, 2196 nucleotides long. RefSeq lists its product as uncharacterized. Bases 17 to 1999 code for a protein of 660 amino acids. The transcript is spliced from 8 exons. The record is from RefSeq and is a predicted model, not a curated record. NCBI's taxonomy places the organism in Eukaryota, Metazoa, Porifera, Demospongiae, Suberitida, Halichondriidae.